UGAUGUAAUUUAUCGAUUGGUUCGCCAUUGUGCAAGGGAGGCGUAUAAAGUGGAGUCACUUAGAAGAAGCCACAAGUUAUCAGGAGAGGUGGCGAUAUAGCCUAGGUCGUCCAAACUGUAGCCUACUUGAAAGAACUUUGAAAGCACAGCAAAUUAUUUCAAAAUGCAGUGCUGUGCGAAAUCCGGGGGAUUUCUCAUCUCCAGAUCUGUUAACCGCCUUGUGCGCUCCAAAAAUCUCCAAAAUUUUGAAAGACUGCUUAUUCGAAACCAGCAAGUUGUUGCACCUAUCCGCGAAUUACGGACGUCCGUGGUUUUCCAGACGAGGAAAAUAGAGAUAAUGUUGCCAAGGCACGACGACUUUACCGAAAGACAUAUAGGACCAGGUGAAAAGGAGAAAAAGGAGAUGCUUAGUACUCUUGAGCUUGAGUCCGUUGAGGAGUUGAUAGAAAAGACCAUUCCAUCUUCUAUCCGCUUGAAGAGAGUUAUGAAAAUGGAUGAUCCCAUCUGUGAAAAUGAAAUCCUUGAGUCUCUUCAGAAGAUUGCGUCUAAGAACAAGUUGUGGAGGUCCUAUAUUGGCAUGGGCUAUUAUAGUUGUGCCGUCCCCCCAGUGAUCCAGAGAAAUCUGCUGGAAAACUCUGGAUGGGUGACUCAGUACACACCCUACCAGCCCGAGGUUGCGCAAGGGCGCCUGGAGAGCUUACUGAACUACCAGACCAUGGUGUGUGAUCUCACUGGCUUAGCGGUAGCCAAUGCCUCUCUCCUGGAUGAGGGCACAGCUGCUGCAGAAGCCAUGCAGCUCUGCCACAGACAAAAUAAAAGGAACACCUUCUACAUUGACCCGCGCUGUCACCCACAAACGAUUGCAGUUGUGCGGACUCGUGCAAAUUACAUUGGUGUGAAGACCAUCCUGAAGCUGCCCCAUGAGAUGGACUUCAGUGGAAAGGAUGUGAGCGGUGUGCUCUUCCAGUACCCAGACACAGAUGGCCGUGUUGAAGACUUCACUGCCUUAGUUGAUCGAGCGCAUAAGGGGGGGGCCCUGGCGUGUUGCGCCACAGAUCUAUUGGCCCUCUGUAUCUUGAGGCCACCUGGGGAGUUUGGGGUGGAUGUGGCCCUGGGAAGCUCUCAGCGCUUUGGAGUCCCUCUUUGUUACGGUGGACCUCAUGCAGCCUUCUUCUCCGUCAAAGAAAGCCUUGUCCGCAUGAUGCCUGGCAGGAUGGUGGGGGUGACGAGAGAUGCUGCUGGUAAGGAAGUCUAUCGUUUGGCUCUGCAGACCAGAGAACAACAUAUUCGCAGAGACAAAGCUACCAGUAACAUUUGUACAGCUCAGGCUCUUCUUGCCAACAUGGCCGCUAUGUUUGCCGUGUACCAUGGACCUCAAGGUUUGCGUCACAUAGCUGAGAGGACUCACAAUGCUGUCUUGAUCCUGGCUGAAGGACUAAAGCGUGCAGGUCACAAGCUACAACAUGAAAUGUUCUUCGACACAUUGAAAAUCCACUGUAGUGUGGCUGCUAAAGACAUCUUGGAAAGAGCAGUUCAGCGCGAGAUCAAUUUACGAAUUUACAGUGAAGAAGUGCUUGGAGUUUCCCUGGAUGAGACGGUGACCGAGAGGGAUCUGGAUGAUCUUCUUUGGGUGUUUGGCUGUGAAUCUUCAGCUGAACUUAUUGCUGAGAAAAUGAGUGGACUGACUAAGGGCCUCCUGGGAAGUCCUUUCAAGAGGACAAGCAAGUACCUAAACCAUCCAGUGUUUAACAGUUACCACUCUGAGACCAACAUUGUGAGAUAUAUGAAACGUCUAGAGAACAAAGACAUAUCUCUUGUGCAUAGUAUGAUUCCACUUGGAUCUUGUACGAUGAAAUUGAACAGCUCUGCAGAACUGAUGCCAAUCACUUGGAGGGAAUUUGCAAACAUCCACCCAUUUGUGCCACUGGACCAAGCUGUAGGUUAUCAACAGCUGUUCCACCAGCUAGAGAAAGACCUCUGCGAGAUCACUGGCUAUGACAAGAUCUCCUUUCAACCAAACAGUGGUGCUCAGGGAGAGUAUGCUGGCCUUGCUGCCAUCAAAGCCUAUCUCAACUCCAAAGGGGAGUCCCAUCGACUUGUGUGCCUGAUCCCUAAAUCAGCCCAUGGUACUAACCCUGCCAGUGCCCAGAUGGCAGGUAUGAAGGUCCAGGUGGUGGAGGUGGAUAAAGAUGGAAGCAUUGAUGUGGUUCACUUGAAGGCCAUGGUUGAGAAACACAAGGCUAAAUUAGCCGCCAUGAUGAUCACGUAUCCCUCUACUAAUGGUGUAUUUGAAGAGAACGUCCGUGAAGUCUGUGAUCUCAUCCACGAGAACGGUGGCCAAGUCUAUUUGGAUGGUGCUAACAUGAACGCUCAGGUAGGCUUGUGCCGCCCCGGGGAUUAUGGAUCCGAUGUGUCUCAUCUCAAUCUUCACAAAACCUUCUGUAUCCCUCACGGUGGUGGAGGCCCUGGGAUGGGACCUAUUGGAGUGAAGGAACACCUUGCCCCUUUCCUACCCAGCCACCCUGUGGUGCCCAUGCAGGCCGGUGAUGCUCUGAACUCUCUGGGGACAAUCAGUGCUGCCCCCUGGGGUUCAAGUGCUAUAUUGCCAAUCUCAUGGGCUUAUAUCAAGAUGAUGGGUGCCAGGGGUCUGAUGCAUGCUACCGAGGUGGCUAUCCUUAAUGCUAACUACAUGGCUAAGAGAUUAGAGAACCAUUACAAGGUGCUCUUCAGGGGAUCCCAAGGUUUUGUAGCCCAUGAAUUCAUUUUGGAUAUUCGACCAUUCAAAAAGACCGCCAAUAUUGAGGCUGUGGAUGUGGCAAAGAGACUGCAGGAUUACGGAUUCCACGCUCCAACCAUGUCAUGGCCCGUGGCCGGCACUCUGAUGAUUGAACCCACAGAAUCUGAGGAUAAGGCGGAGAUGGACCGUUUCUGUGAUGCCUUGAUAGGCAUAAGGCAGGAGAUAGCAGACAUUGAAGAGGGCAGAAUGGACUUGCGUGUCAACCCACUCAAGAUGUCUCCACAUUCCCUAGCUGUUUUAGCAUCAAGCACAUGGGACCGGCCCUACUCCAGAGAGUUAGCCGCUUUCCCCAUUUCAUUUGUGAAACCGGAAACCAAGUUUUGGCCAUCAAUCUCCAGGAUCGAUGACAUCUAUGGCGACCAACACUUAGUCUGCACCUGCCCACCAAUGGAUGUCUACGAGUCCCCCUAUGAGCAGGUGGCCUCAUCCUAGAGGCGUUCGAGUGGUCACACAGCCACCCAAUGUCUUUUUUUGAAUAUAUUUUUAUAAGUGUUUUGAGCAGUCUCCAUGUUCUACUUUUGAUAAAGAGAACUUGAUAAGAAAACAGAACUUUAAACAUUUUAAACCAGUUUUACUGUGUGUAUAUAUAAAUAUAUGUAUGUAUGGAUGGUUAUUCCCCCUGCCCUCCAUUCUCCCUCAAGUCAAAGAUGUUUAAUAUACAUUUAAUGCACUGUCACAAUAGUUUAUAUUUUUAGAUGUUUUUUAAUCUUUAAGUAAUUUUUAGCUUCCUUUCAGUAUGACCUGCUGUAGAAAUAAAACGCAAACCCUGAAAAAGGA
This is a messenger RNA of Clupea harengus (Atlantic herring), 3574 nucleotides long. It is a transcript of the gene gldc, whose product is annotated as glycine decarboxylase. Gene Ontology annotation, cellular component: glycine cleavage complex; mitochondrion. Lineage: Eukaryota; Metazoa; Chordata; Actinopteri; Clupeiformes; Clupeidae. Gene Ontology annotation, biological process: glycine decarboxylation via glycine cleavage system. The record is from RefSeq and is a predicted model, not a curated record. Gene Ontology annotation, molecular function: glycine binding; lyase activity; glycine dehydrogenase (decarboxylating) activity.